Aureobasidium vineae is the source of this 210-nucleotide messenger RNA. Lineage: Eukaryota; Fungi; Ascomycota; Dothideomycetes; Dothideales; Saccotheciaceae. The record is from the annotation of a GenBank genome assembly.
AUGCAGAGCAGUCUCAAUGAGUUCUACCCUUCUGCUAUCGCUUUAGGCAAUGCCACCAACGAGAACACACGUCCUUUCACAACUUUCACUCUCGACAAAAAUACUCCCGUGGUGACUUUGGAUUAUGGAUAUGAGGUUGCUGGAUACCCCUUCUUCCAAGUCACCAGCUUCAAGGGAAAGGUUCAGCUCGAAUCUAGGUUAGUGCUGUAA